AUGACAAACAAGAAAGGGCAAGACCCCAACUUGUACUGUGAUUUUCAUAAAGACUCAGGGCACUUGACCGAUGAUUGCUAUAGUUUGCGCCAAGAGAUUGAGAAAGCGCUAAAGAAUGGUAAGCUAAGCCACUUGGUGAAGAACGUGCGCAAAGAAACCCGUCAGCUCCAGCUCCACGACAAAAGAAAUCACAAGAAAGUCCGACGCUUAGAGACCCACAUGGUCAACGGACCAAGAUACAACGCGAAAGUGAAAGGCAAACGCCCCUAUGAGCCUUCAUGGCAAGAGCAACAGGUCAUUUUUCCGGUAGUGCGCGGCGGUCCUCGCGCCACACGACCCGUCGUCAUUACCGGUAUCAUCGGCCAUUAUGAAACGGAGUACAUAUUCAUUGAUCCAGGAAGUACAGCUGACAUCAUUUAUGAGCAGUGUUUUAACCAAUUUGAUGAAGAGGACAAGGCGAGACUCGAGCCAGUCGAUUGUCCUUUGUCCGGAUUUUGCAAUGAGAUGGUUUUCCCCCUUGGUCAGAUCAACUUCCCCGUCACACUGUCUGACGGGAAGCAUUCAAGAACAACAAGCGUGAAUUUCAUGGUGAUGCCCGUCAAGUCGAGGCAUGAUGUGUUAAUUGGGAGGGAAACCCAAGGCGAGCUGAACAUGGUUACUUCAACUCCCCAUUCAGCGAUAGGGUUCCCAACCAAGACGGGAGUGUCAAUCAUCUACGCCAAGAAAGAAGUAAUGUCAACUGAAGAAUUACGCCCAGCAAAAGCGACGAAGGUUUCAGCAACCGAGCCUGAAAAUGGGUUUUAA
This is a messenger RNA of Helianthus annuus (common sunflower), 804 nucleotides long. RefSeq lists its product as uncharacterized. NCBI's taxonomy places the organism in Eukaryota, Viridiplantae, Streptophyta, Magnoliopsida, Asterales, Asteraceae. The record is from RefSeq and is a predicted model, not a curated record. The transcript has a single exon. Bases 1 to 804 code for a protein of 267 amino acids.